Molecule: messenger RNA, 1233 nt
Organism: Puccinia triticina
Lineage: Eukaryota; Fungi; Basidiomycota; Pucciniomycetes; Pucciniales; Pucciniaceae
Exons: 7
Coding region: 1-1233 (410 amino acids)
Biological process (GO): trehalose biosynthetic process
Molecular function (GO): catalytic activity
Source: RefSeq, a predicted model, not a curated record
AUGACUUUUCAUCAAUGGCGAGCCAGAACAAAAUUAGCCUUGAUGAUAGGCUGCAUCUUUGGACCAUUAUCCAACAUCUGUGUACCACAUAGCGUAUUGGUUCAUUGUAGCCCCAUGGAAUUUCUUAAACCUACUAAACCCGACGUAUUCCCUUCAGCUCUGACAGGCUUUUCACCGCAAACUCCCAGAAAAACAACAGGGACUGUGGGUGCCUUGGAAGGACAUCUGCUACGAGAGGCUCAACCUUCCGCGCUAUCUCCAAAACAGAAGGUAGGAAAUGCUCAAAACGGAGAAGAAUUGGUUCGAAUCAGUAGGCCUCCCACAUUGGAUCACGGGAAGGGAACCACGGUGCCUUUUCAAUCACUCCCCCAUCAAGCGGUUCCUAGUCAUGCUCUUCUUGAGGUGCUAAAAAAGUUAGAGGCAGAUCUAAAUGUCGAUGUCGUGAUAAUCUCUGGAAGAGAUAAGGCUUUUUUGGAAGAAACUUUUGGACAAUAUUCCAGUUUUCACCUCUCUGCGGAGUACGGAGCGCUUUGGCGAAAACCGGGCGAUGAAUGGGAUCAGGCUAAAGAUUUGGACGGGAAGCUUGGAUGGAAGCAGGAUGUCAAAGUUUUAAUGGACGCAUUGGUCGACAAGCACAAGAACCUCUUCCAAGGCAGAGUUUGGGUCGAAGAAAAAAAGACGACACUCGUACUUCACUACAGAGAACUACAAGAAAUUAAAUUGCCUUCAAAGGUUGAACUUGAAGGGCUUCAAAAAGUGAAGAAAUUUCUUGGAGAGCUGGAGAACAAUGAAAAAGUGAAAGGACAUGACUUGAAAGUAGAAAGUGACAAUGCAGCAAUCGAGGUUCGGAUGGCUCUUUUCAACAAAGGACAAAUAGCAAGAGAAGUUUUAGAGUCCAAAGAAAACGUCGGGAUGGUGCUUUGCGCCGGCGAUUCAAAAGCUGAUGAAGACAUGAUCAAAGUCCUACACCAGAUGCAAAAACGAAAUCCGAAUUCCAUACCUUCGCUUACCACGCUCCAUGUGGACAAUGGCAAGGCAGGUACUGAUAAAGCGUUUCAUAGUGAAGCUCAGUACGAAGUAAAAGAUGCGCAAGAAUUUACCACACUUCUUCGCGAAUUUUAUGGCUUGCCACGUCAAGACGUACAGAAAGGUUUCUCAGAAAUAAAACUCGCAGCAGAUGCCAGACAUGUCAAAAAACUAGCAGCUGCAAAAAGUAAAAAUGCGCAAGAAUAA